Perkinsus marinus ATCC 50983 is the source of this 606-nucleotide messenger RNA. Its product is annotated as RING-H2 finger protein ATL4M, putative. The coding region runs from base 1 to 606 and encodes 201 amino acids. Lineage: Eukaryota; Perkinsozoa; Perkinsida; Perkinsidae. The transcript has a single exon. The record is from RefSeq and is a predicted model, not a curated record.
AUGUGUAUCCUCAUUGGUGUACCUAUAGUAGCACUCUUCGUAGGCAAUAGGAUGGUCAAGAAACUCUUCCCUACAUCCGCUUCCAAUGCCAUCCCUUACCGUAGGGAUAGCGUUAUCGACUUGGAGAAUGGUAGAGCUAGGGUCUCCACGAUCGACUCAGUUAUGGAGAACACUACAUCACAGAGCUUCUUUAAGGCAUGGGACUACUGGGUUGAGGAUAAUACUACUACUGCUACGGUGAAUGAGGAGGCAACCUCAGCUGCUGGUGAUGUUGAUGAGCCAUGUGCUAUAUGUCUAUCAGAGUAUCAAGUGGGAGAGGUAUCAAGGAGCCUUCCUUGUGGUCAUACCUUCCAUACCUCUUGUUUUGAUAACUGCUUUGCCUGUCGUCCACGAGGCUUCAAGUUGCAUCAUGUUUGUCCACUUUGCCGUGCAGCAUUAGGUCCAACUCUGGUUGAACUCAAAAGGGUUAGGGAUGAUGACGAGAAGGAAAGGGAGGAAGAGGAGGAAGCUGGUGGUCCCCAAGGGGUGGGACUGGAGGGAACGCCCUCUGUCCUUCCUGCUACUGUCGCUAAUCCAUCGAAUGAAGCAGCGAGUACGUCCCCCUAG